This is a messenger RNA of Ectocarpus siliculosus, 4328 nucleotides long. The record is from the annotation of a GenBank genome assembly. Lineage: Eukaryota; Phaeophyceae; Ectocarpales; Ectocarpaceae.
AUGGCUUCGACGGAUCGUGAGGUACUGGUUGCCCUGUUACGUUCGACGGGCGGGAAUACUUGGAGAAGAAAAGACAACUGGGACACAGAUACUGAGCUAAAAACAUGGUAUCGUGUCAAGGUCGACGACCAAGGCUUCGUCGUGCACCUCGACCUUACGGGAAACAACCUCCGAGGAAAGAUACCGAGAGAGCUUGGAGAGCUGAGGGCGCUUACAUCCCUGCACCUUUGGAACAACACCCUGACAGGGCCCAUUCCUAAGGUGCUUGGAACCCUCCACGGACUGAAGACGCUGUGGCUCAACCACAACCAUCUCGCCGGUACUAUUCCGCAGGAACUGGGAAACUGCGUAGGCCUGACGGAGCUGUGGCUCUGCGAAAACAGCUUGGAAGGUCCUAUCCCCCCGGUUCUAGGGAAGCUUGAGGCCCUCGAGCAACUGAUGCUUUGGGGCAACAAGUUGAGCGGAUAUAUUUCGGAGGCGCUGGGAAAUCUCAGUAUGUUGAAGGUGCUUCGGCUCGAUGACAACCGGCUUACCGGACAAAUCCCCAAAGCGCUGGGAGGCCUCAGCAUGUUGGAGAAGCUUCGCCUCGACAACAACCGGCUUACCGGACGUAUACCCGAGGCGCUGGGAGACCUCCGCAUGCUGGAGGAGCUUCGGCUUGACAGUAACCGGCUUACCGGGUCCAUACCGAAGGAGCUGGGAGCUCUCGCCGCGCUGAAGCACGUUGUUCUCCGCGACAACCAACUUACAGCUCUCUGGAAUCACACCCUGAACGUUGAAGAUGCCCGUCACGAAGAGGCAUCUCACAGCAUGCAAGGAGGGUCAUUUCCUCGGCAGCUGUGCCGGUUGCUUGAUGUCCUAGAUCGUGCAGAGAGAGAGGUAGAUCUCAAUCUCGAUGAUAACCCAUGGGCUGAGCCUCCAGAGUCCAUCGUGGCCAAAGGCGCGAAGAAUAUCAGAGGCUAUUUCGAAGACCUGUACGCUGAACCCUGCCGGGUCCAGCGCAGCAGCGUCAAGAUUAUUCUCGUCGGGCAAGAAGGCGCAGGGAAAACGAGCUUGCGCAAGAGCAUGAAGGCGAAGGAAGCAACUCCUACGGGCGAGUGGAAGGAGGAGAGCACAGUUUUUGCAGACGUGGAACGCAUGGAGCUAGAAGGUUCAUCCAUUCGGGUGUACGAUUGCGCUGGCCAGGUAGCCUACACGGGGCUGCUGCAGAUGUUCCUGACGCCACGGGCUGUCUGCGUGAUAGUAUGCAACGCGGAAUCUUUCGGACAACAGCGAGGUACAUGCGAAACCGGUGGUCAGGUUAAGGAAGACUGCCGCAAGCUGGAAGAACUGCGAGUCUGCGAUUGGCUGCGAUCGAUCUCUCGACGCGUUCCCGACAACGACGUCAUCCUCGUCGCUACCAAGUGUGAUUCGGUGGGCGGGAACGCCGGGGAAAUUGGCAAACGAAUUGAGCUGGCCAGUCGAAUGUGGCUGGCGAGCUGGGUUCGCAGUGGCAUGCAGCCCGUUCGUUUGGAGCCUGGGGUAUGUCUCACGAGCUGCUGCACGACUAACGUGUGUGAGGAUGGCGAGAGAAGCACCAGGAACCAAGCGAUGGAGGGUGGGUGGACGUGCGACUGGCGGGACGGUAAAGACGACAACCCCUCGCCCAGUUUGCUCCACCGGCUUGUUAACAAACCCGACGGUGGCGGUCUCCGAGGGGCUCAGAUGGUGAUUCCUCGAAGCUGGGAUAUCGCGCUGACGGUUCUGGAAGCUCUAGAGCGUGGACGAGAUCCCGUGGAGAUGGUAGUCGAGGAUUUGGGCGACGCUGACGGAGGAGACGCCACAGGAACGGCAGCAUGCAAGACAGGCUUGUACCAUGGAAUCACGGCGGAGGACCUUCGCACCAAGUGGCAGGAGGCAGCUGUUGGGCUGGCGGGGAGAGACAUUACAGUCACAAACGCCGACAAUGCGUUGGAGGGAGCUCUAGCUAUCAGGGAGUUCGAUGGAUCCCUCGUUCGCCACGAGACGUUUGUCUUUCUGGACGUCGUUUGGCUGGCCAGAAUCCUCAAACCCUUGCUCAACCACAAGGAUGAAGAGACAUUCGACGGGCUUGUGAACCUAGGAGACACAGGCGAUACGCGUGUCACCCUCGAGGACCCAUCGGACAUCGCUUCGUGGGGCAGGCUCAAGAACGAGGGCGUGCUAGAACCCCGGUUGGCGCGAAAGCUGUGGCCUAAUGGCCUGUCGGAGUAUGUUAUCCCCACUAUUGCCUCCCUGGGUCUCACUUUCCCACUCGAAAACGAUCCUGCUGGGGGCCUGGUAGUGCUGCUGCGGCUAGAACACGACCGCCCCGAGCUUGUGGGCAAAGUGAUCGACACAUUCUGCUUGGACCAAACCCCGGCCUUGAGGGCAAGUUGGAAGAUUUUUCUCGGGGUACCGGCUGGUGCGAUUGAGAAGGUGUUGACGCGGUGCUGCAGCCUCGGUGGCGUGCAGACGUUUUGGCGGUCGGGGGUGCUUGUGCAUGGUGGCGUCGGCGAACAAGAUAGGAGCGGGAUAUUUGCCGUGGUCUUGGAGUACUCGCCCUCGGACAAUGAGCUAACAGCUCAGAUUUUCGGCGAUAUCAGCACUCCAGCUCCAUGGGUGGCACUUUCGUACGUCGUCUCAGCCGUAAGCUUGAUGCUGCUGGAUUUCCCAGGACUGCGCUCCAGGGGCUCUCUCAAAUGUCCUCAGCAUGGUGACGCGAUGCCCCUGGCAAAUAUGGUAACUCGCACUGGUGACAAAAUCCUGGAAGGCAGUAGAUGCCGACAGUGCAGUCCCGACACGAGGGGACUCGGGGCUGCCGCCAUCGAUCUCGUGCGCAUGGUAGACAUCCGCCUGGACCGAGACGUGAUUUUCCGCGAGGUUAAGGCAAGGUUCGUCGACCUGGAGGGCCAGUACUCCUUCUCGAGCUCGACGGCGAGCUCCAAUGACGAGGGCGUGCUGGUUCAAAAAAUGGAGGAGGUGGCGAGAACUUUGAAGGAUGGGUUUGAUGACCUAAAGGGGAGGUUGAGCAAGGUUCUGGACAGCACCCAGGAAAGUCUCAUGCGUCUCCAGACCUUACAGGCUCCGAACUACCCGUAUCCUCGUCUUGUGGCCAUAGAAGAAAUCGCUUCUGGUGGCACUCUGACGAGAGCUCGAGGGAUGAAGAGAGUGCUGAGCAAGCUUCGUGGCGUGGGUACGAAGGAGAUGACCCUGCACUUCUUGUGCCCGGUCGACAUGACCAAGGUGCCGUGCGGCUAUGACGGGGACGGCUAUCGUUUUCGGGAGACUCGUAGAUGGGUCAAGAAGCUAUCGCCUGUGCUCCAGGUGGCCAUGGUGACGGCGAAGGUAGCAAUAAAGGCCACGUCAGGACUGGACGUAGACCUGUCGGACUUCCUCAAGGACGUGAACGAUGGGUUGGUCGAUGAGCUAGUCGACCGAAUGCUCGACGAGGACGAGCUACGUCGUGUUGUAUCGGGUGAAGAGGACGUCGGCACCGACAUGCAGAAGCAAACGAGGGCCUCGUAUGAAGCGCUGACAGAGCUCAUGGGGAAACUGGAAAGACGUAAGGAUGCCAGGGAUGGUGAUGGCUACGUAGACUUCAGGGAAAACAUGCAGCGCCUAUCGGACGGAAGGGGGGGGGAGGUAUGGGUUCGGAACGAAAACGUUCAAAAAUGGUUGGACUCACACUCGAGCGCUGCUCCAUCGAGGUAGGGGCUGGUGCAGCAAUACGCACAACCGACAUAUUGUCGAACCAGUGGUAGAUUUAUCUCUCUGUUGUACCUGGUAGUAGGAAGGAUAUAAAACGGAGCGCUGUGGUAUGAGCUGCUGGGAGGCAGGAAGAGCUCGCGGGGGGAAGGGAGGACGGGGGGCGUCGAAGGCUCCGGCCCUAGUUGUCAAAUCUUUGUAUGGUGGAAGAAGAGCGUGUGACUCUUUUACUCAUGGAGUGGAGAUAGUUUAUGAUGAGGAGGCAUUCUCGCCUUUUUUGUCUAUGGCCUGCUUACAUGAACAAGAGUUGCGUGUCGUGGUUGUGGUUCUUCUUUGGUCCGUGGUUGGUUGUGUUGUCGAUUUCGCCCCUUGCUCCACGUAGGAACCACAGUGGAGGUGUUUCCGAGUCGCCGAACAUCCCGUGGGGGCAUUGCGGCACAUUUAUUUUAUGGGCGGGAGGUGUAACGGUGUGUUUGAAUUGAGUACGUUAGCGCAAACCUUGGCAGCCAUGGUGAAUCAACGAUAUAUACGAACUACAGUACACUCUGCGGUUUGUGAAGUGCUGGACAGAAAAAGGUACGGUUGCAGAAAGGUGAUAAUAAUUACUCCAAGCGAUGCACCAG